Molecule: messenger RNA, 628 nt
Organism: Trachymyrmex cornetzi
Lineage: Eukaryota; Metazoa; Arthropoda; Insecta; Hymenoptera; Formicidae
Gene: robl
Product: dynein light chain roadblock
Exons: 3
Coding region: 279-572 (97 amino acids)
Biological process (GO): microtubule-based movement
Cellular component (GO): cytoplasmic dynein complex
Source: RefSeq, a predicted model, not a curated record
AGGUAAUAGCCCCUCAUAUCCUCUCUCUCCUAGGUUUUUCUCUGGUCCGUAUAUUUCAUAUAUUUAUGAAAUAUAUGCCUUAAUUAUGCGUAAUUGCGCAUAAAAGAGUGGCAUUUUUUCCUUGAAGAGAGCCACGAGAAGAAAGAGUAUAAAUUCUGCAACACAGUUGACACACAUAUUAUCCGAAGCCUAAUACAUAAUUGGUUUUAAUUCGUUGCAAAUUGUGAUUGCAUCGUUUUUCAGGAGAUCUCACAAGUGUGUCUCUCUCAUUCUACAAAAUGGCGCAAGAAGUCGAAGAAACUAUGAAACGGAUUCAAUCUCACAAGGGAGUAGUUGGAACAAUAGUGGUAAACGCGGAAGGUAUUCCAAUAAAAUCAACAUUAGACAACACUACGACAGUUCAGUACGCAGGUUUGAUAAGUCAAUUAUCAGACAAAGCCCGCUCUGUUGUGCGCGAUCUGGAUCCAACCAAUGAUUUAACUUUCCUGCGCAUCCGUAGCAAAAAGCAUGAAAUUAUGGUUGCACCAGAUAAGGAAUUUAUAUUGAUAGUGGUGCAAAAUCCAGUUGAUUGAUAUCUAAAGCAUGUGAUAAUGCAGAAGUACAUUGCAAAAUUCAAAUUUAUUCCCUU